ACAUGUGGGCCAGAGGCAGAUAGAAGCCAGAAGCCGUGCGCGAUGGAGGCAAACUGAACCAGUGCAGUAAAGUUGAGUUAUGUAGAUAUUUGCGCAGAAAGAUUUUCCUUUUUUUUCUUCCCCCUCCUCGCCGUGAUGAUCAAACGGGGCCCAUAAAUCUGAGAAGUUGGACGCCUGAAAACUUUGGCCACCGUCCCCACGUGGCCCCCUUGCACAUUUUCUCCCGUGGAACAACUGCAACAUGAAGACUGCCUGUGCGACUUUUGUGCUCCUUUCCAUUUCUGCCCUCUGCUCGGGGAGCGGACCCGAGGGGUGCCGGGGGACGCGCUGCUUCCCAGGCCAGGAGUGGAGCAGCAGACCGUGCGUCGGAGCGCACUGCCAGGGGCGCACGGAGGCGUCCGCUCCCAGAAGGCAACCACACCACGCUGCGCAAUCUAGGACAGGGCAGGUUUAUCCCAGCUACCAGCAAGACGGUCAGUUCCGCCAUCGCCACCAAGCUCAAAGCACCCCGAUAUCCUCCUACAGCGGUGUCCAGAGUCAACACGGAGGCUUUGGAACCGAUGGCACCAGGAGGACGAACCCCAGGACUAUCACGGCGGAGGUGUUUCAUCCCGGCUGCUCCGGUGGGUCUUGUCCGACCACCGUUUCUCAUCGUGGGACCGAUGAUGACAAGGGAGAGUGCAAAGGGAUUGGGUGCAGAUCGCCCCACAGGGCGAGCCAAAAGCAGCAGCAGCAGCAGCAGCAGCAGCAGCAGCAGCAGCAGCAGUGCGUCGGGAGCGGCUGCAGGACGCAUGCUGGAGACGACGGGAGGCAAGACUCUUCUCCCGUUCAAGCGACGGACAGGGCUGCACAGUUUCUCGGCGAGCUCCCGGACUUUGGCUUGGAUCGUGGAGCUUGGAUACAGCUGGCAUGUGACAUGAUGCCAGGGUCCAACGAGGUUCCAUCAGAGGACGCUCUUGUCCUGCAGCUGCAGCUAUCCAAGGGCCAGGAGAGAUUCGUCGAGGCCCUCAGGGGCCAACAGAGCGAGGUCAAGGAACUGCAGAGACUCCUCAGUGAACAGCAGGGGGCGCUCGUUAACCAGCAGAGGGAAAUACUGGAGCAACAGAGGAGGAUGUUCGAUCAGAUGGAGCAAGUAAAAGCCCAGUACAGCGUUUUGAUGGACACCGUCAAGCAGACGUCCUUCCAGAACCUUCAGGAGGAGCUGGACAGUCACAUGGAAACCCUGAGUGGGCAAGUCAGACCCCAUCGAACACAACAAGCUAUGUCAUUGCAUAAAAUGGACAUGGAGGCCAGUGUGAUGGAGGUGAGACAACCCCAGCUGGCCUGUGGGAGCUGCGGUCCGGAGGAGUACUGCAGCUACAGCAGCAGACAUCCUGGCUGUGAAAAGUGCACGGUUUGCCCUCCUGGCUUCUUCCUGGUCGCCCAGUGUUCUGUCCAUGCUGACAGGAUCUGCCAGGACCGAGAUGAAUGUCUUGAAAUAUCAGACUUGUGCAGAGAUAAACAGAAGUGCAUUAACACUCCAGGCGGGUUCAAGUGCCAGGGCAUGACGGUACGUGACGCCAACUCUGGAAUGUGUGGCCAUGGCUACUUCUACAACUCUGAGAUGGAUGAAUGUCAGGCCUGCAACGAGUGCGAUGGGGAACCGGUUGUUUCCCCUUGCACCUUAGUCACAGACGCUGUCUGCUCCGGCUCCGUUACCGAUGUUCCCGCUUUGUCGCUCUCCUGGUCUGGAGACAUAAGUCUGAAGGGUCCAAAAGGCCAGAUCCUGGGUCAGGCCUUCCCCAGCGCGCAGCUUCACAUACAGGGAAGAGACGACAUGGGUCUGGUUUCAGCUGAGGAUGGGCAGCUGGUCCUAAAGCAGCACGGUUUGGUCUGGCUCGACGGAGUUCUGUCGCUUGGUCACGGCUGCCGUAGCUUCAUCCAGGUCUGCCUACGUGUAAAUCACACAGACGGGACCGACGGCCGUGACCUGAGCGGCAUACGGGUGGAGCACCAGGAACGAAGGUCUCUUCAAGGCGUCAGCAUCAGUGGGGUCGCGGAAGUCGCCCCGGGUCACCUUAUGUCCCUGUUUCUUCGGAGCGCCAGCCAUCACUGCAACCAAAGCAGCGAAGGUCUGCAGCUUUACGACACCUCUGCAGCCAUGCUCUCCCUCCUCUGGCUCUCUCACGACACCGGGGCUGUUGCCAUGACAGCACAGGCCGUGGUUUCUGCACAUUACCACACAAAUUACCGCCCGGCCUUCCGCAUCUCCUCCACCUCUGACCCCUACGUAGUGGGGCUGAGUCACGACAGUCGAGGGAUCCGUUUCGCAGAGAACGGAUCUGUGCGUUUUGUGUUCCAGCAAGCAUUGUACUCUAUGGGCCAAGCUUGUGUGAGUGACGGCUUUCAGCUCGUGGCAUAUCUCAACAAAAAUGGAACCUCCACUGAGAUGUUUCGGGUCUUCAAACCAGGGGUUCACUACCGAGACACAUCUAUAUCUCUGUCUGGAGCCGCCACAGUCAGUCCCGGGGAUGCCAUUGGCUUUGAGAUCCUCUCUCCAGCUCAGUGCAAUGUACGCUUCUUUGGCGAUGAGUCUGGCAUCAGUCUUCUCAGUCUAUUUUGGGUCCCUGCUGCCAUCUCAUCCUCUAUGACUGCUUCUGUGGCCAACACUGGCCUUCCAUCUGGAGCAGUACGGAACAAGCCUCUGUUCUUCCACCAGACCAGCCCCCAGGUGCCGCAAAUGGGGCUGUUGGGGAAAGGAUCUCCGAAUCAGAAAAAGGACUUUGUCUUCAGGGAGAGUGGCACAGUCAGUGUGGCGUUGGACUUCAAACUCAUUCACUCCUGCAACUUGGUCAAGGUGACUCUGCUGAGGCGGAGUGACUCUGAAGGGGGCCGUGAAGCAGAGGGUCUGCGGCCUGUACCCAUAGCCCAGCAGGUGGCGGGUCAGAUGCUUGAGGGGUGCCAGUGGGCCAGCUUGAGUCUACGAGCAUCCUUUCAGGUUUAUAAUGGCACCGCUGUCUUCUUCAUCCUAGACUGUGUACGUGGACGAGUCAAUCAAAUCAGUCACCAGGCAGGAAGUGGGGUGUCAGCGGUUUGGGUGGCAGCAUGAUAACAAACAGCCAGAAAGGGCAAAACCUUCCCAUAUUGAUUCUUCCUAUUUGAGUUUAACAAUAAGGCCACAGACAUUCAUAAUCUUACUCAGACGCAUUGUCAUUUAAGGUAAUAAAUGCUAACCCGAAAGUUUCACUUAACAUUUGCAUCAAUACCUCUAAGUUAAAUGACAAAGUUGCUGCACCACAAAAACAGAAAAUAUUAUCAAGUAUUUUAUGUCUCUCAUCCAAAUAUAUUAGUAAAUUUGGAAUAAGACAUAACCAACUUACAAGUAACUUUUCAGCAAGAUCCAGGAACUUGUUUCAUGUCUGUCGUUUCUUAAUAUUGACUUUAAUAAAUACUGGCAGAUUACUUCGCAUAAGACAUUUUCCCCAUGUUAUAUGUAAGAUAAUCUACCUUUUCAUUAAUAUUAAAGAAUUAUUGGCUCAAAACGAGCUCCUAUAUCUUGCUGAAAAUUUACUUGUAAGUUAGUUUUUGUCUUAUUUCAAAUGUGCUAAGAUAUUUGCACUAGAAACUAGACAAACGAAACGUGGCAAAAAUGUUGUGUUUUUGCAGUGUACUCAUUUGGCUCAGUUAGAUGUUUCAUUUGUCACUUUUCUGGUGUGAAUCCCCUCUUUUACUCUGGGAGGUUUUGUACUGGCAAUGCCUCAAUCCACAUCCAGUGGGGAUGUUUCAUUAUUUUCCUAUAUUGUAAUCAUAAUCUAGUACUCUAAGAACAAAAAAUUAUAUGACUCAAAUAAAUACAUCUGUUAGCAGGAGGUGAAUCUAGUGGAAUUGGCUUCAAUUUUAACUCCUAUCAUGGCUAUUUAUUGCAUAAAGCUUCCAGCCAUCCAUUCAUCAAUUAGCUAUUACCAAGCAGAACCUGGAGCGAAUCUAAGGAUGCAAAGGGAGAACAGGUAAGCUUCAUAGAAAGAGACUCCAAGCUAGAAUUCAAACCCAGGAUGUCGCUGUCGAUCACAAGCAUGAUUGACAGCACUAAGAUGCUCCUCCUGGCUCUGAUUGGUUGUUUUUGACCGGAGCAGUGCGUUUCUUCAGACGGCAAUAGCAGCACCGGCAUGAGAUGGAGGAACUUGAGCUUUUCACAGCUCAUCUGUCUAAGCUUAUACUGUCGCAUCAAAAUGAUCAUUUUAACAAAUAUGUGUAAAAAAAACCCAAAUAUUUUCACCUUCCUAAAAAUAAUGGACAGAGUCUUUUUUUUUUGGUGCCAAAACUGAUUUUUUUUUUUUCUUUUUUUGCUUAAAUCACUUAUUGGCAAAAAAUGAUGUUGGCUAUUAUUUUAAGAAGGUGAAAAUACUUUUAUGAGUUACAUAAACCAGCUUCAAAGUAAACUUCCUACCACUCCAACUAUUCAUAUUAAUUUAAUUUUACAUGCAGUUUUAAAGCUGGUUGAUCAGCUAUUAAACUGAGUGGCCUACAGUCUCACAAUUAUUAAUCCAACAACGUCAAGGCCUUUAAACUGGAUGUUGCUCACGCUGAAGUAUGCGGUGGAACAUAAAUCAUUGAAACUAGAGCGUCUGUACUUCGUCAGCAGUAAGCACCAUACUGUUCACCCCCCCCCAGCACAAAGUCAGAGUUCAUCGCCCCGCUGAAGUUCAAAGGACACAGCAAAAGCCCGCUGUUUCCUCCGUACCGUUUCAUUCUGCCGCUGUGUAGCAGACGCUCCCAGAGUUUUUCUCAUCUGGAAAAUAUCUUGUAAAUAUCGCCUACUGAUGGCAAAACAAAGAAAUUACAUUUCUCUUAAUUUUUUUUUUCUUCCAUAAGCUGCUUGAUGAUGUAGUCAGCUACAAUUUACUUUUUAAAAUCUGUUUAGAUGAACUACAGGAUAUUUAAUGAAACAGAAUUGAUCUUUUAUAUAAUGGAAAACCAGUGGUUUAUUUGUACAUAGUUAUUGUUCACUUAUUCCCAUAAGACAGUCUUUCAAGCUUCAGCUUUCUGUUCUAAAUUGUCUUCAGCUUGCAUGUUUUUAGUUGCUGUUUCUUUUUGUAUAUUUAAGUAAUUCAGACAGCCUACUCUUGUUAUGCCAAAGGGCCUCCAGAUAACUCCAGUUGUUUAACACUAGUUUCUAUUCAUUUUAAGGGCAUGUGUUUUACAUUAGAUGCCAGUCUUGUUGCUGUGAGUGUACUGUACCAAUAAUGCAGAGUUUGGCUUAAAUAUGAAGAGAAAGAAAGACUGAGGCCAUGUAAAAACAAACAGCCUAUUUAAAACGGACAGUGACGUGUAUAUUUGAUGUUUUGCUGUUAACGCAAUAAAAAUAUUUGUCAUCAGA
This is a messenger RNA of Xiphophorus hellerii (green swordtail), 5356 nucleotides long. RefSeq lists its product as uncharacterized. Lineage: Eukaryota; Metazoa; Chordata; Actinopteri; Cyprinodontiformes; Poeciliidae. Gene Ontology annotation, molecular function: calcium ion binding; protein binding; heparin binding. The record is from RefSeq and is a predicted model, not a curated record. Bases 242 to 3088 code for a protein of 948 amino acids. The transcript is spliced from 6 exons.